This is a messenger RNA of Rattus rattus (black rat), 1765 nucleotides long. RefSeq names its product pregnancy-specific glycoprotein 22-like. The transcript is spliced from 5 exons. Gene Ontology annotation, cellular component: cell surface; plasma membrane. Gene Ontology annotation, molecular function: protein tyrosine kinase binding. Lineage: Eukaryota; Metazoa; Chordata; Mammalia; Rodentia; Muridae. Gene Ontology annotation, biological process: regulation of immune system process; signal transduction. The record is from RefSeq and is a predicted model, not a curated record. The coding region runs from base 121 to 1278 and encodes 385 amino acids.
UUGCAUGAGAAGGCUCAGCUCAGGAAGAGAAAGGACAAGAGAAAGGCUGGUGCCCUGUUGAAGGCACCAACAAGGUGAAGCUGUUCUUCUUAGAAGAAAGAUAGCAUAGUGCAAAGAUAGAUGGAGGUGUCUGCUUUGCUUUUUUGCCAGGGGUGUGCCCCAUGGCAGGGGAUUCUACUCACAGCCUCCCUUUUAACCUGCUGGCACCUGUCUACCACUUCCCAAGUCACUAUUGAAUUAAUGCCACUGCAAGUAGUUGAAGGGGAAGAUGUCUUUUUCCUCGUCCAUAAUCUGCCAGAGAAUGUUACAACCUUUGUCUGGUUCAAAGGGAGGAAAAAUAUGAAACGUGGAAUUGCACUGUAUACAGUGGCCUCUGACUUACUUGUACACAGUGAUAGAGAGACACUGUACAGCAAUGGAUCUCUGAUGAUCCACAAUAUCACCCAGAAAGACAGAGAAUAUUACACCCUACGAACCUUCAAUAAACGUUCAGAAACUGUAUCAACAACAACCACAUUCCUCCAUGUGAAUGUCUUCCUUUGGAAUUGUGGGCGUCUUGUCACCUCUUCCCAGCCCAUUAUUGAAUCACUGCCUCAUGUCGUUCCUGAAGGGCAUCAUGUUGCUCUACAUGUUCACAAGAUCCCAGAGAAUAUUCAAGGAUUUAUAUGGUUCAAAGGGAUGACUGUGUUCAGGCACCUCGAAAUUGUACGAUACAAAAUGAGCAGUAAGUCGAGUGUGUUUGGGCCUGCGUACAGCGGUAGAGAGACACUGAACAGUGAUGGGGCCCUGCUGAUUGAAAAUGUCACUCAGGCGGACGCUGGACUGUACACCCUAAGAGUAUUGGGUACAGAUAUGAAGAGUGAAGAAGCACAUGGAGAAAUCCGAGUUGAAAAACCCUCUUUUCAGUGCUGUAACCCUAUCACCUCUUCCAAAUUCAUGGUUGAAGCAGUGCCCCGGUAUGCUGCUAAAGGGGAAAGUGUUCUUCUCCUUGUUCAUAAUCUGCCAAAAGAGCUGAUAUCCUUUACCUGGUACAACUCAAUGUACAGGGUUUCAGCCUUCCAAAUUGUAAACUACCAUGUAAUCUGGAAUAUCACCACCUGGGGGAAUGAAUACAGAGAAAGAGGAAUGGUGUAUGCCAAUGGAUCCCUACUGCUCCAGGACGUUACUGAGGAAGAUUCAAGAAUGUACACACUAGAAACUUUGAACGUAAACUACACGGUUGAAAGAGCACAUGUGCAGUUUUAUGUGACCAAGCCUGUGACACAGCCCUUUGUUUGAAUCACAGACACCACAGUCAAUGCACACAGAUCUGUGACCUUCACGUGCAUUACACCUGACGUCGGAAUCCCCACCCUUUGGUUAUUCAAUAACCACAAUCUGCAGGUCACAGAGAGGAUCAAGCUGUCCCCAACAAAGUGUGGUCUCCGAAUAGAUAAUGUCAGAAGUGAAGAUGCUGGAGAGUACCAAUGUGUGGUCACCAACCGAGCCGGUGAUACAAAGGCCAGUCACCCAGUCAGGUGGCCAUGAUGAAUGAGUGACUUCUCCUCUCAUCCUACAGUAGAAUGGUGGCAUCUCUUUAUUGAUGGGAUAAAACGCAGAGCAAAUGUAUGGGGUGAAAAUAAUCAGUUACUACUCAGGUGCAGCCAGCAUGGUGAGACAUGACUGUGGUCUUUGGAUACACAUGUGUAUAAGAACAAGGCAGGAUUUAAGGUGAGACGGUCUCCAAAACAAAGCACAGACAUGGAUACGAUAAACACGAUCACAA